This is a messenger RNA of Pipistrellus nathusii (Nathusius's pipistrelle), 2268 nucleotides long. The record is from the annotation of a GenBank genome assembly. Lineage: Eukaryota; Metazoa; Chordata; Mammalia; Chiroptera; Vespertilionidae.
AUGGAGGCUGUGAUCGAGAAGGAAUGCAGCGCGCUCGGAGGCCUCUUCCAGACCAUCAUCAGCGACAUGAAGGGGAGCUACCCGGUUUGGGAAGACUUCAUAAACAAAGCAGGGAAACUGCAGUCCCAGCUUCGGACGACAGUAGUAGCAGCAGCUGCCUUCUUGGACGCCUUUCAGAAAGUGGCCGACAUGGCUACCAACACACGUGGCGGAACCCGGGAGAUCGGCUCCGCCCUCACCCGGAUGUGCAUGCGGCACCGGAGCAUCGAGGCCAAGCUGAGGCAGUUUUCGAGUGCUUUGAUCGAUUGUCUGAUAAACCCACUUCAAGAACAGAUGGAAGAAUGGAAGAAAGUGGCCAACCAGCUGGAUAAAGACCACGCGAAAGAAUAUAAAAAAGCUCGCCAAGAGAUAAAGAAGAAGUCCUCAGAUACACUGAAACUGCAGAAGAAAGCAAAGAAAGGGAGGGGCGACAUCCAGCCGCAGCUGGACAGCGCGCUCCAGGACGUCAACGACAAGUACCUGCUGCUGGAGGAGACGGAGAAGCAGGCGGUGCGCCGGGCGCUGAUCGAGGAGCGCGGCCGCUUCUGCACCUUCAUCUCCAUGCUGCGGCCGGUGAUCGAGGAAGAGAUCUCCAUGCUGGGGGAGAUUACGCACCUGCAGACCAUCUCUGAAGACCUGAAGAGCCUGACCAUGGACCCCCACAAGCUGCCCUCCUCCAGUGAGCAGGUGAUCCUGGACCUGAAGGGCUCUGACUACAGCUGGUCCUACCAGACGCCGCCCUCGUCCCCCAGCACCACCAUGUCCCGCAAGUCCAGUGUCUGCAGCAGCCUGAACAGCGUGAACAGCAGCGACUCGCGCUCCAGCGGCUCGCACUCGCACUCGCCCAGCUCCCACUACCGCUGCCGCAGCUCCAACCUGGCCCAGCAGGCGCCCGUGCGGCUGUCCAGCGUGUCCUCGCACGACUCGGGCUUCAUAUCCCAGGACGCCUUCCAGUCCAAGUCGCCGUCCCCCAUGCCGCCCGAGGCCCCCACCCAGUUGUCUAACGGGUUUACUCACUGUAGUUUAUCAAGUGAGUCCCAGGUGGGGCCCGUGGGGGCAAGCCUUUUCCCUCAUUGCCUGCCUGCCUCCCGCCUGCUCCCUCGGGUCACCUCUGUCCACCUUCCAGACUACGCUCAUUAUCACACCAUUGGGCCCGGCAUGUUCCCGUCAUCUCAGAUCCCUAGCUGGAAGGACUGGGCCAAGCCAGGGCCUUAUGACCAGCCUCUGGUGAACACCCUACAGCGCCGCAAGGAGAAGCGGGAGCAGGACCCCGGCGGCGGAGGAGGCCCCGGCGCCGCGGGCGGCCCGUCUGCCGCCGCCGAGGAGGCCCAGAGGCCGCGGAGCAUGACCGUGUCCGCCGCCACCAGGCCCGGCGAGGAGAUGGAGGCUUGUGAGGAGCUGGCCCUCGCCCUGUCGCGGGGCCUCCAGCUGGACACGCAGAGGAGCAGCCGGGACUCGCUGCAGUGCUCCAGCGGCUACAGCACCCAGACCACCACCCCGUGCUGCUCCGAGGACACCAUCCCCUCCCAAGUUUCAGAUUACGAUUAUUUCUCGGUAAGUGGUGACCAGGAGGCAGACCAGCAGCAGGAGUUUGACAAGUCCUCCACCAUCCCGAGGAACAGCGACAUCAGCCAGUCCUACCGACGCAUGUUCCAGGCCAAGCGCCCGGCCUCCACUGCUGGCCUCCCCACCACCCUGGGACCGGCCAUGGUCACCCCAGGGGUUGCAACCAUCCGACGGACCCCUUCCACCAAGCCUUCUGUGCGCCGGGGCACCAUCGGAACCGGUCCCAUCCCCAUCAAGACGCCCGUGAUCCCUGUGAAGACCCCAACCGUCCCAGACCUCCCUGGGGUGCUGCCAGCGCCCCCAGACGGGCCGGAGGAGCGGGGUGAGCGCAGCCCCGAGGCGCCCUCUGUGGGCGAGGGCCCCCAGGGGGUCGCCAGCAUGCCGUCCUCACUGUGGAGCGGGCAAGCCUCUGUCAACCCUCCCCUCCCAGGCCCGAAGCCAAGCAUCCCCGAGGAGCACAGACAGGCGAUCCCGGAGAGCGAGGCCGAAGACCAGGAGAGGGAAGCCUCCGGGGCCGCUGCCUCCCCGGGCCGGGCUCCGGAGCCCGCAGACCUGAGCCCCAGGGACGCCCCCCAGGGAGAAGACAUGCUGAACGCCAUCCGAAGGGGCGUGAAGCUGAAGAAGACCAUGACCAACGACCGCUCGGCCCCUCGCUUCUCUUAG